AUGGACGGAGGCGCCGCGGAGGUAAUUCACCAAGAAUAUGGAACGAAUGCGCAAUUCGCUUUCACAGAUAUGAUACACCUGAUGAAUCUACCUUCUGAUUACCUGCCGCAGACAGGCAAACAUCGGAAGCCGAAUCGCUUGAUCAUAGUGGGUGAUGUGCAUGGGAUGAAACAUGCGCUGGUAAGUUUGCUUGCCAAAGUAAACUUCGAUGGAGAACACGACCAUUUGAUCCUAGCCGGCGAUAUGAUAUCCAAGGGUCCCGAUUCUCCAGGUGUGGUCGAUUUCGCUAUGAAACUCGGAGCUACUGCGGUGAGGGGGAAUCAUGAGGACAGGAUUAUUCUCGCACAUGCGGAUAUGGUGGCGCAACAUAAGGAGGCGGAGAUGGAUGCACCGGGGCCCAGCGAAGACCCAGAGAAGGUGAUUGAUGGAUUAGAGGAAGUUAGUUUCAGUCAUGGGGAUUACAAGGAUCGGGCAUUGGUAAGGGAGUUGGGGGAGAAGAGAAUAAAGUGGUUGAAGAAAUGCCCAGUGAUCUUGAGAGUUGGGCAUUUAGAAGGCAUGGAGGAGGUGGUGGUUGUUCAUGCUGGGCUGGCUCCCGGAGUGGAAUUGGAAAGACAAGAUCCAUCCAUGGUAAUGAACAUGAGGACUAUGAUUGAUGGAAUACCGAGCGAUGAAAGAGAUGGGAAACAUUGGAAUAAGGUCUGGAAUAAAUAUCAGAAGAAACUAUCAAAGAAAGAACGCACCACAGUCAUAUACGGUCACGAUUCAAAACGGGGCCUUCAGUUAAAGAAAUACAGCAUGGGUCUAGACACAGGGUGUAUAAAAGGCGGUAAACUUACAGCUGUGGUUAUUGAAGGUGGAAAUUCUGCGCCUAAACAUAAAGUGGUGCAAGUCAAGUGUAAGGAUGGGAGAAAGCAUUAG
Sclerotinia sclerotiorum 1980 UF-70 is the source of this 918-nucleotide messenger RNA. RefSeq lists its product as hypothetical. Gene Ontology annotation, biological process: polyphosphate catabolic process. Bases 1 to 918 code for a protein of 305 amino acids. Lineage: Eukaryota; Fungi; Ascomycota; Leotiomycetes; Helotiales; Sclerotiniaceae. The record is from RefSeq and is a predicted model, not a curated record. Gene Ontology annotation, molecular function: endopolyphosphatase activity; phosphatase activity. Gene Ontology annotation, cellular component: cytoplasm. The transcript has 2 exons.